AUGAACCGCACCCGGUUUCCGCCCAGCUCUCCCGCGGCACACGGCGCCGGGCAAACUCCACUAGCGGCGGCGGCGCCAGAGCGACAGCCCCGCGCCGGAAGCCGGAAGUCGGUUCCAGAAUCCAUGACACGAGUCGAAGCACGCGCACCUGUUGGUGUUCUUGAAGUCAACAGGUACGCGGAGAAGCACGCGUGCAGCUUCGACUUCAAGACGGCGGCCCGGGAGAAGAUCGCCAGGAACAACCCGCUCGUCGUGGCAGCCAAGAUCAACAAGAUCUAA
Sorghum bicolor (sorghum) is the source of this 279-nucleotide messenger RNA. RefSeq names its product zinc finger A20 and AN1 domain-containing stress-associated protein 9-like. The coding region runs from base 1 to 279 and encodes 92 amino acids. The record is from RefSeq and is a predicted model, not a curated record. The transcript has a single exon. NCBI's taxonomy places the organism in Eukaryota, Viridiplantae, Streptophyta, Magnoliopsida, Poales, Poaceae.